Lolium rigidum is the source of this 2077-nucleotide messenger RNA. Its product is annotated as FBD-associated F-box protein At1g66310-like. Gene Ontology annotation, molecular function: protein binding. Lineage: Eukaryota; Viridiplantae; Streptophyta; Magnoliopsida; Poales; Poaceae. The record is from RefSeq and is a predicted model, not a curated record. The coding region runs from base 82 to 1941 and encodes 619 amino acids. The transcript has 5 exons.
UCCGGCUCGCCGACCGCACCUGCUACAACAUCUUCUCCUCGACUGGGAGAUUUGUCUCCUUGGACUCACUGCGGCAUCAGGAUGGGGAAUAUUCUGAACCAGAUCCUUGCAAAUACUACACGCCAUCCGAAACAAAACUACCAAGCCAGAACAGCAGAUGACCAGUUUAGACUGUCGAGUAUUCUGUUCUGUAGAGCUACAUUGGAACACACACGUUGUGUCUACAACAAGGGGGUAUCAGAUAGCCAUUUUGAACUGUGGAGCGUUCUUGUUUCCAGAGCUCUGUCGGGACAAGCCCGCCGUAUCUACAAGGAGGCCACAAAUGAUUAUUUUCGGCUUCUGAGUCUUCUGGUUUGCAGAGCUAUAUCAGAAUGCAUACGCCGUAAGCUAAUAGUAUAUGAGAAGGGGGUGGCGAUCGACCGAUUUCAGCUGUGGAGGAUUCUGAUUUGUAGAACUAUGUCGUACUUCAUUAGGCACAAGACAAUCUAUGAGAAGAGAAUAGCAGAUGCUCAAUUUCAACUGUUGACCCUUUCAAUAUGCAAAGCUAUAUCAGACUACCUCUGCUGCAGACCAAUCUGUAAAAAUGAAAUAUCAGUUGAUUGGUUUGUAAAUCUUCCUGAGGAUGUGCUACGCACAAUUUUAUCAAAACUGCCUCUCGAUGAGGUUAUAAGGACUGGUGUUCUGUCAAGCAAAUGGAGAUGUUUGUGGACAGUUUGUCCUAAACUAUGUUUUGAUGGCAUUACAAUGUUUGGCAAGAACAUGCAUAAUAAGAAAAUAAAACAUAGUACACAAAAGUUUAUUGACAAUGUUAAUACAGUCUUACAACAGUGCCAUGGAAGGGUAGUUGAAGAGCUUGGUGUCAAAUUUGAAUUUGACACCAUGCUGGUUGACCAUCUUAAUAGUUGGAUUAGAUUUGCUGUAUCAUCGCAUGCAAAGUUUCUAGCUUUUGAUUUAAAACCUUCUGGGUUGGAAGCUCUCAGCUGUCCUCAGUACAUAUUCCCUUUCCAACUUUUAGACAACAGUAGCAUAUCUCGUCUGCAGCAUAUUCAACUUUGCUUCGUGUCUGUCAAACCACCCGCACAGUUCAGUGGUUUCCCAAACCUUGCAAAGCUCUGUCUUAGCAGAGUGCAUGUUAGUUCAAAGGAUCUUCAUCAUAUGUUGUCCAGUUGUUGUAAUCUUGAGUGGUUGAGUAUUGGCCAAUGCUAUCAGCUUGGUGGUGAACUAAAGGUCGAUAGUCCACUUUCCCAUCUUCUAUACUUGAAUAUUGCGUUUUCUGAGCUAACGAGGAUCGAGUUUCAUGCUGUGGAACUGAGAACUUUUGUGUACGAAGGUCCGCCGGUACCUAUUCACCUCAAUAAAUCUACGGGACUAGAAAAUGCAGAUAUACAUUUUAUUGGAGUAACUAUUGAGGAUGCUGUGUCUGCACUAAAUAGUGUGCUCAUAAAUGUGCAAAAUCUGACCAUGAAAGUUCAUGUCAGACCACGGAAGCUACCAUGUGUGUUGGAAAAUUCACACAGUUUUUCUCAGUUGAAGAAUUUGCAACUCAAGCUGCUUUUCCACUACGAUAUCGACAGCCUAUCUUUGGUUAAAUUUCUUGGAGCUACUCCGUUCAUCGAAAAGUUAGAGAUGCAUUUCACCAGUCUUUUUGGGUUUUUCUAUGUGGAGAGAAAAACUAUAAGGAGAUUUGAGCAUGAACAGAAGUAUCUAAAGGACGUGUCUAUCACAGGAUUUAAAGCAUCCAUUGGCCAAGUUGAAUUGCUUGUGCACAUUGUGGAAAAUACCCCUGCAUUGGAUGUGUUGACCAUCGAUCAGUCAGAUAUAUUUAGGAAGGAAGAUGCUGGACAAGAAGAAGCAGACGAUAACAUGGAUGAACGUUAUGGAGUUAUUAGAGCAUAUAUUGAAGGAAAGGUUUCACCUGAAUGUUUCGUGAGAUUAAUUUAGAGGACGCUUUUUGUGCAAUGUACAGUUAUUUGUAACAGGAAGUGUGCUUGCCCAGUCUGUGAUAUUAUAGUUUUUCUUUGUAGAGAAGCAUGACAGCAUAUCUUUAGAUUGACUUUUAGGCCUUCCCUUUGUAACU